This is a messenger RNA of Rana temporaria (common frog), 1233 nucleotides long. It is a transcript of the gene GUCA2A, whose product is annotated as guanylate cyclase activator 2A. Gene Ontology annotation, molecular function: guanylate cyclase activator activity. NCBI's taxonomy places the organism in Eukaryota, Metazoa, Chordata, Amphibia, Anura, Ranidae. Bases 766 to 1089 code for a protein of 107 amino acids. Gene Ontology annotation, cellular component: extracellular region. The transcript is spliced from 4 exons. The record is from RefSeq and is a predicted model, not a curated record.
UCCACUGCCCAAAGCCUGCCUGCUGCAGUCACCAGAGACUGGAACUCAUCCACUGCCCAAUACCUGCCCACCGCAGCCACCAAAGACUGGAACCCAUCCACUGCCCAAUGCCUGCCCACCGCAGCCACCAAAGACUGGAACCCAUCUACUGCCCAAUGCCUACUCACAGCCACCAACCAUGGAUACAUAGAUAGAUAGAGUUCCCUCCUUGCCAAAACAGGUGGAGCGCUAGCAAUCCACUCCACAAAAAAAUGAUAUAUAGUGCGCUCAGCAAAACACAGGCUUCCUGAUUCCACUCUCUGAUGUCUUUUUCAGCCAGGAAAAAGAAAACAGAAGAAGAAAAGUAACAAUACAACUGUGUGGAUGGAUUCUUACACAAAGAAGGUCAUUGUAACCCUGGCCUGUAUCCUUUCUGAAUGCUGUGUGUACACCAGCAUCACCUAACCUGCCAGAACCACUGAGCCAGUAUGAACGUUACUUGCCUAUUCUGGACUACAGACACCCACAAACAUGGGGAGAUGUUGUUAUAUUUGUUCAGGAGAUUCUCUCACACAAGCGUUGUUUAUUCUUGGCUUGGGUUCAGUCAGUAGACAGCGACACUAAUAAAGUCAUCCCAUCUAUCAGAGAUAUCGUUUUAUGGUGACCUUCCAGGGUGCCAAGUCACAUCGCAACCACUGAUAGGAGGAGAAGAUUCUCCCUGAUUCCACACAAAGUAUAAAAACCUGACACGGGAAUCCAGCAGGAGAACCUUCUCAGGACCUCAAGAUGUGGAUCAGACUUCUGUGUCUUCUCGGGCUCCUCUACCUGGGGGACGGUGUCACUGUCAAGGUCGGAAGUCACACUUUCUCUCUGGAGGCCGUGAAGCAGUACAAACAGAUGAUGGAGAAGAGUCACGUGGCGGCUGACCCAACUCACCAUACCGAACAGCAAAUGUGCGGGAACAAGGAGCUGCCGAGUGAAUUACAGGAAGUGUGCCACGGCACCGACACCAAUGAGAUCAUGAAGACAUUUGGAGAACUCGGUAGAAUCUCUGGCAGUAUGGACAAGUGUGAGGUCUGUGCCAUCGCGGCCUGCACUGGGUGUUGGUAGUGGAGGAGAUCUGGAUCUGCUAUGACCCUUCAAAACCCAGAUUGAUGCACCAUCCUAGUCUGCAGCUUCCAUCUAUCGAAUGAAGAAGAGAUUGUAUCAAAUCCAAUGGAGCCUCGAAUGAUAAAUAAAUUGAUUUCUAAUUAA